Molecule: messenger RNA, 693 nt
Organism: Dentiscutata erythropus
Lineage: Eukaryota; Fungi; Glomeromycota; Glomeromycetes; Diversisporales; Gigasporaceae
Source: the annotation of a GenBank genome assembly
AUGUCUAUUUCUGAAACUAAUAUACCUGUAUCUACCUCUACUAGUUUCACUACAGCAGAAGAAAAAAAUGUUCCCACCUUAGCUGAAGUGAUUCGAAAUUAUAAAACGAAGGAGCUUAUAGAUUUUUUACGUAAAGAAGAAGACUUGGUGCUUGAUAAUGACGACUUGAAAAUUAUUAAAAAGGAAAAAAUUACAGGCUGUGCUUUUCUUAAAACAACUAAAGAAGAGCUCCGAAGUUUAGGUUUAGGUUUUGGACCUGCUUUAGACCUUUCAGAUUUCGUUAGAGAACUGGGCAAAUAUAAAUUAAAAGCCUUCUCCUCAUACAAGAGUUUGAAGGAAGUGUUGAAAAAAUAUAAUAUUAAUGGUAAUGGUAUAGGCACUAUAUGUCAAUUUUCAUCAAAAACUUACCAACUCAAAGACGAGGAUGAUGAGUUAGAACAAUGUAUAAGGGAAAUAAAACACAGACUGGGAAAUAUGGGUACUAUACUUGCCGAUAGCAAUGAAGCCAUGUGCUGUGAAUAUAUCUUGGCCAUUCUUCAUGCUUCGCUUUAUAUCGUUAAAAGAAUAACAAACAAAGAACUUACCUUAGCUCCUCAACUCAAAGUUGUUGGUGAAGAAAGUACCGGUAGAGUUGACUACGUGAUCAAGGACCUAGAAGAACUUAUUUGUAUCACAGAAGAAAAAUUACAUUAG